This is a messenger RNA of Batrachochytrium dendrobatidis JAM81, 3541 nucleotides long. RefSeq lists its product as uncharacterized. NCBI's taxonomy places the organism in Eukaryota, Fungi, Chytridiomycota, Chytridiomycetes, Rhizophydiales. Gene Ontology annotation, cellular component: cilium. Gene Ontology annotation, biological process: microtubule cytoskeleton organization; protein polyglutamylation. The coding region runs from base 782 to 3541 and encodes 919 amino acids. The transcript has 6 exons. Gene Ontology annotation, molecular function: tubulin-glutamic acid ligase activity; tubulin binding. The record is from RefSeq and is a predicted model, not a curated record.
GAUAUUUAAGAUACCAUUUAUUGUCGCUUAGUUUGUAGAUCUAUUUGUUUGCAACCCAAGUUUCUGCUACUAUCAAGCAGCCUAUUUUAUUCGCUUAUACCAACCAAUGGAUUGAAAAUGACAAUGUGUUGACACUUUUAAAGAAUUUUUUCAAAUUAGAUUGGCUUAGGUUAGCGCUCAGGCUAUAUUGGUGGAAUGUCGAAAAUCGUGCAGAAUAAGAUCAAAAGGUCAUUGUCCUAUAUUGAAUUGAAAAAAGCUAAAGGCUGUUCAGCAAACUAAUUAUGUCGAGUCAGAUUGUCGUCGUAGUGCACGAGAUACAAGCAAUAGAUGCUCUUGUCAUUCAAUCAAUAGACAAUAUAUUGAUAUUUUCAAAAGAACACCAAGAGUAAUGGCUGCUGACAAUUUCUCAUUUUAUCUCAUAUCUCCACUCUCAUGCUCGCUGUCACCAACUGUUAAUAGUUUAGAAAGCACAAUGUUGUCCAGUAAACUGCCAAUAAUUUCAUGAGACUGGCUGUUUACUACACUGACACCUUAUUUGGUGUUUCAUUUUACGUGAAUAUAGCGAAUACAUCCUGUAUCAAAAUUGACACAUCAAAUAGUGUGUAGUUAUACAAAGUUGGCACAAGAAAAACACUCGAAACAAAGGAAUUUCUACAUAAUUAGGUAUCUACCUCGAUAAUAUCCAUUUUUUGGAGCGUAGGCUACAAGUUUUAAUAACUGACAACUAACACACUAUCGUUAACAUUGGGACGCGACUUCAAUACUGAUAUAUCCAACAGAGAUGCUGGUCAACAAAAGUGAAAUAGAAGGCAGUACUAAUUCUAGCGUAGAAUAUCAAGAAAGCACAGACAGUUUAUCAGACACUGACGAGCCUGAUGACUAUGAUAACUUGAGUGACACAAACAUAGAAAGCUACGAGUGUGACGAUGAGGACGAUGAUGCAUCAGUGGAUCUCGAAAAUUCUCAGGAGCAUAGGCAAGACAUGCAAAAUGAUAAAUUUACAAGUGAUAAUCACAGUAAUGAUGACUCUAGACACACGUCAUUCGUAUCGGGUAUCACCACUUGCAUUCAUACACCAUUAAAUGGAGAAAACUGUACUUCAGUUGAACACUUAUCGCAGCCAUCUCAAGUACAGAAAUUUAAAUCUCCUAUAUGUAGCAGUCUGUUUUUGGAUGGAGAAGCAGUAUUGUAUUUUCCUCAACCGGGCCAAAAAGUCGGUCUGCUUUCCAAACAUCUCCAAUCACUGUUGGUUUGGAAAGUCAGUAAAGGCUCGCCACGAGUAAUACGUAAUGCUUUACGAUCUGUUCAAUUCAAACUCAUCAAAACUGGAAAAAAUUGGAUUGGAUAUUGGGGAAAGCACCUUCCUUCAGAGAAAUAUAAAGAUGUCGAGCCAUGGCAAAAAAUCAAUCAUUUUCCAAUGUCGUUUGAAAUUGGACGCAAGGAUCGUAUGUACAUGAACAACAUGGAAAUGAGAGAAAGAUUUGGACACAGCGGAUUGGAUUUUACACCAGAAACUUUCAUACUGCCACGUUCAAGACGAAUACUAAAACGAGGGUUUUCUAAAUAUCCACUAUGGAUUCUAAAACCACCAGCAUCAGCUCGUGGAAACGGAAUACGAGUUAUUAACAAAUGGUCAGAGAUUCCAAAAAAGCGCGAUCUUAUAUGCUCGCAGUACAUUUCAAAUCCAUUCCUAGUGUACCAACGUAAAUUUGAUCUGCGACUAUAUGUCGUUGUGACUAGCUUUGAUCCAUUACGAAUUUAUUUGUAUAAAGAUGGGAUUGUUCGAUUCGCAAGCGAGCCGUACCAGCACAACUUUACAACGAAAAACAUUCGAAAUCGGUUUGUUCAUCUAACAAAUUAUAGUAUUAAUAAGGUGCGGUCUACAGAAAAUUCUACAGCAGUAUUUAACUCAUCACCUGAAGCAGAAUCUUCUAAUCAACAUAAGGACAAAAAGUUUGAUCUGUCUGACAACAAGUGGACACUGAGCACCUUGCAGGAAUACAUGACACUUCACGGGUAUAACUUUCCGCCAGUAAUGGACAAAAUUCGCAGCCUCCUUAUUAAAACCAUUAUGAGUGCACAUACUCAAAAUACUGGAGGUGUGCGACUUUAUGUCAACAAUAGAAGAAGUUGCUAUGAAAUGUUUGGAUUUGAUGUUUUAUUUGACACAGAUUUAAAACCGUGGCUAAUGGAGGUUAAUAUUUCUCCAUCAAUGAAAGCAUCUUGUGAUUUGGACUUUGAGCUCAAAUCUAAAGUCGCCGUAGAUCUUUUUAAUCUUGUUGGUAUCAGAAUCAAAGAUUUAGAAAUGGCAAAAGCAGCACAAAGUUCUAAAACCGCCUUUAAAUGGAAACGUCCUUUUCUAACGACGCUUGAACGGAACAAGCAAAGAAGUGUGAUGGCCAAUGAGUGUUUGGAUAUUUUGCAAAAAUUAACAUCAGACGAUCUUAAAAUUCUCAAAGAAACAGAAGACGAGAAUGCAAGAAAAGGAGGAUUUGAAAGACUCUAUCCAAGCACUAAAUACCUUGGUCAUAGUAAAUUUUUUAGUUCGUUCAACUAUUAUGAUCGAUUGCUAUACCAUUGGACAAAUGCAGAGUCUGAUGACUUGAAAAGAAUAUCUAAAUUGAAAAAUGCGUCUAUGUUGCCGAUAUCUCUUUGGUCUGCUAGAUCACUGAAUACAUCAAAGCUCAAGCCAAACCAGCGACACGAAGUUUUGGUUCAAAAAACAGAAUCUUCAUCAAUAUGCAAAACAGUACGAAAUCAAAAACAUGAUGUGCAUCAAAGAAAAUCAUCAACUGUAAAAACUCGAGGUGACAUUAUUGAGCAGCGGCUUGAAAAGGUGCGGUUAGGAUUAGAGCGCGCGCAAAACGAUUUAGAUCAGCAAAACAAUAGUGUCGAUCAGAAAAGACUAUUGUCAUGCUCAUCAAUGACUUGUGACUACUUUUGUAACAAACCUCAAUUUGACACAGAAUCUAGAAACUCGUAUGCUGCAGGGACUGCCACUCUUUUAUCAUCGUCCGCUGGAAUAGCGUCAUCACGCCUGUCAACAGGUAGUACCAGCUAUGUACAUUCGCCAGUCUUACUCACUACAUCAGAAAAGUUUUCUGUACAUCAUCGAUCACUACCAGCGCAUAAAAACUUGCCAUCACAAUCACGUCGCGCUGCUGGUAGUUCACUUGGUGCACCACAACAUCAACAAAGAAAGCGGCUGUUGACGAUAUUACAGCUAUCAGAUUCACCAGUUGAAACCAAUACUCUUUCUUUUAAAAAUACACAGUCUAUGCCAGAGCUAUUGAAUAAUCUUCAACACAUAAUAGCAAGCAAUAGAAAUCAAAGUAUAAGAAAUCAGCUAUCGCACUGUUCUAUCUCUGUAGAAAUGGACACGCUAAAAAAUAUGUGGAAGCCAGGAAUGUACCAGCCUGUCACAAAUUUUCAGCCAAAACUAGAUACAGCUUUAUUAGUCAAAAAGCCUCCUAGAAUUCAGCGCAGCAUCUCAUCAAAGCUUAAUCCAAAUAACCCGCUUAAUAAGAAUUUAAGCUACUAA